Closterium sp. Naga37s-1 is the source of this 1338-nucleotide messenger RNA. Lineage: Eukaryota; Viridiplantae; Streptophyta; Zygnematophyceae; Desmidiales; Closteriaceae. The record is from the annotation of a GenBank genome assembly.
AUGCUGACUUGCCCAACAGCCCCGUUCGUGGCCUGUCGUCCCUCGCAGAGCGUCGACGAGUUGGACAUGACGCAGUUCGCCUGGGUCGACCCGGCGCUUUGCGACAUCCUUCUGCACCGCCUGCGACGUGCGACGUUGCGACGCGUCGUUUUCUCCCUGGGCGCAUUCGCGCACCACUCCUUCUGGUGCCCUGACGCCAUCCGACGGUGCCAAAUGGCCGCCAAGUACAGCCCGCAGGUCGAAUCCACGGUGCUUGCGCGAUUCCCCGCGCACGCGCACCAUCUGGGCGGCAGCGACCGCCUGCUGCUGAACCUGCUGUACGGCAAGUCGCACCCGCGGCCCAUGGACGUCCUCGUGCACGCCACGUGGCUGGAGAAGCUGCUGACGUGUCACGGGAAGCACGUGGAGGAGCUGGUGGUGGACUGCGACGCGGCCGUGAAGAUAUGGCCGCUGGAGGACCCCGUCAUGGAGAUGGCGAUGGUGGCGCGCCUGUGCCCCAGCCUGCGCCGCUACUCCGCGCGCUCGCUGUACCACCGCAGCAUCGGGGGCAGCGGCCCGGGCUCGCCGUGGCAUGCGGCGCAGCAGCCGCUGCUGCUGCUGCAGAGCUGCCCGCAGCUCUCCUCGCUGUCGUCCCGCCUCGUGCUCACCGAUGAAAGUCUGCCCGCACUGCUCUCGUCACAGCGCCCGUAUGCGCUGCAGGAGGCGAGUGUGCACGUGGCGCUGGCAGGCGACGCGCAGGGGGAGGGCGCUGCUGCCCGCGCGGACGCGGAUGAGGGCGAGUGGCGCGCGGCAACUGCCAGGCGCUUGCAGCACCUGGCGGCGCUGCUGCCAGCGCUGCACACGGUGCACCUGUCCUACGCCACCGCCUCCUGUGUGCCCUUCGCUGCCGCGCUCCUCACGCACCUGCCCAGGCUGCAGAGUGUGACGAUAGCCAACGACCCCUCGUUCCUCAUGCGCCGCACCAUGGAGUAUCUGCUGCACCACGGCCCUGCCGCCACCGCUGCCUCCGCCCCGCCCUCGCACCUGCCACACCUCUUCCAGUCGCUGCCUCCUUCCGUGGCCUGCCUCAACCUGCUCUCCGUGCCGCACUGCGACUUCGAUGCCGUUUUCGGCCCCACUGAGCAUUCGCUGACUCAUCUUCCGUGCACUCUGACUCAUCUUGAUGUGUCCUUUGUUGAUUGGCCAAGGCGGUCUCUGUCAGAGGAGCAGCAGGCAGCAGUGAGAAGGGCGCUGGCAGCAACAGGGAGUGGUGGGCCACUGGCAAGCUGCAGGGUGAGGGGGUCGGCAGGGCUGCAGCUGAAGGAGGACUCACUGCUCUUCUCCGUCACCAUUCCAUAA